This is a messenger RNA of Limulus polyphemus (Atlantic horseshoe crab), 795 nucleotides long. Its product is annotated as calmodulin. The coding region runs from base 126 to 575 and encodes 149 amino acids. The transcript is spliced from 5 exons. The record is from RefSeq and is a predicted model, not a curated record. Lineage: Eukaryota; Metazoa; Arthropoda; Merostomata; Xiphosura; Limulidae. Gene Ontology annotation, molecular function: calcium ion binding; enzyme regulator activity.
GUGUAGGAAUACAUUAAGACUGGGUGCACCAAGAGACAUCUGCGUUCGAUUUAGAAGUGUGUGAAACUUUAUAAAUUAUAGAACGUUAGGUCUUGUGUUGAACAACAUACAGAAAUUUACGAAAUAUGGCAGAUCAGUUGACAGAAGAACAGAUUGCAGAAUUCAAGGAAGCUUUCUCACUUUUUGACAAAGAUGGUGAUGGAACCAUCACGACUAAAGAACUUGGAACUGUGAUGAGAUCACUAGGACAAAACCCUACUGAAGCAGAAUUACAGGAUAUGAUUAAUGAGGUUGAUGCAGAUGGAAAUGGUACAAUUGAUUUUCCUGAAUUUCUCACAAUGAUGGCAAGGAAGAUGAAAGAUACAGACAGUGAAGAAGAAAUCAGAGAGGCCUUUAGAGUAUUUGACAAAGAUGGUAACGGUUUCAUUAGUGCAGCUGAACUUCGUCACGUUAUGACAAAUCUCGGAGAGAAAUUAACAGAUGAAGAAGUAGAUGAAAUGAUCAGAGAAGCAGAUAUUGAUGGUGAUGGUCAAGUAAACUAUGAAGAAUUUGUCACCAUGAUGACAUCAAAAUGAAAUUAACGAUUUUUGUGAACCUUGUCAUUAAAACGUUGAAGUAUAUCUGCUGGAGUUUGCUUUCCAUUUUAAUUUAGGUUUAACACCCACUUCAUCCUGGUGUUUUUCUUGUAAAAAAUUUUGUACCAUAAAAAUAAAAAAAAACUAUGUGAUAGCUCUUCAUUUUAGAACAUCCUAAUCCAUGCUUUUUAUGAACAUUUCUUCAUUCUCAUAAAAAAAA